CUCGAGCCGUGUCUGGCCCAGAGAGCCAGGGUCUGCCCCAGGGGCGCCGCGCCCGCCCCGUGCCAGGAGCGCGCGGUCCGACCGCAACCCCAAACCCCGACAGGCCCAUGCUCGCCCUCGCGGCGGCCCUCGCCGCCGCCGCAUCCGCCGUGGGAGCCCUCGGCGCCGCAGGCCCCCACGCCGGGGGCCCAGGCGCCGACCGCCUGUGCAGCCUCGGGGCCAGGCUGGCGAACCACAGCGCUGGCGCGGGGCGGACGUGGGUCAGCCGCGUGCCUGGCGGCCCGCCUGGCGUGCAGCUGGUCCAGCUCGGGGCGCAGCUCGCGCAUCGCAGCCUCCGGGCAUCGGCGGCGUGCGCCCCCGGGUCGCGGUGCGAGGUGCCCGCCGGCGCCGCGUGGGUGCUGGACGCCAGCAUCGACGUCGAGUCGCUCACCAUUCGAGGGGAGUUGAGGUGGGAUACGGCGAAGGACGGGCUGGAACUGCGCGCCUGCCACGUCAUGGUUGAGGACGGAGGCCUGCUCGAGAUAGGCACCACGGACGCGCCGAUGGAGCUGAGGGCCACCAUCUACAUCAAGCAGUGCGGGUCGCUCUCCGGACCCAUGGGCAGCCGCUUCGUCGGCAGCAGGGGCAGCUCCCGCAUCGAGAUACACGGCCGCCCCCUGGCGCGCACGAUGUCCCUGCUCUCCAGCGGUGCCGCCCAGGGCUCCUCGCAGCUGGCCCUGAAGCACGACCCGGGAGACAUGGGCUGGCGCGUCGGGGACCGCGUCGGCGUGGCCACCACGCGGGCCCGCCAGAGCGAUUCCAGCGAGCACACCAUCGUGGAGUUGCUGCCCUCCGGGCUCCGCGUGUCGCCACCGCUCCAGGCCGCACGGAUGGGCGGCAUGAAGGACGUCGAGGGGCAGCAGUUCGAGCUCGCUGCCGAGGUGGUGAACAUGGAGCGCUCCGUGCUCAUCACCGGGGACCAUCAGGACUUCCUCGCCACGCGCCAAGGACUGCACGUGAUGAUGGGGCCCGGCAGUGUGGGCGUGGUGCGUCACGCGAGGGUGGAGUACUGCGGCCAGAACGGCAUCAAGGGCCGCUACUGUCUGCACUUCCACCUGCUGGGGCAGUGCCCGGAGUGCAUUUUCCAGGGCAACGCCAUUGUCGAGUCCUUCCAGUCGGGCAUCACCAUUCAUGGGACCCACCGGACCACUGUCGACUCCAACGUCCUCUGGAUGAACAGAGGGGUCGGGAUCUACACGGAGGACGGGAACGAGAUGAACAACACGAUCAGCCACAACACAAUCAUAUGCCCUUACUGGGACGACUCGAAGCGCAGCGGGGGUCCCAGCGGUCCUUACUGCAUCGUAAAGGGCGCGAACGCAGGCGAGGGCGUGGGCAUCUACAUGGUUGGCGUGACUAACGACGUUAUCGGCAACCACAUUGUCGGUCAUCAGCACGGCCUCUUCACACCCGGCGGCCUCCACCACCUCGGCGAGGGGGAAGCACAUGGGAAAGUCUGCCCGAGGCACCUUCCAUAUGGGAUCAUGCGCGGGAAUGUCAAUCACGACAACUCCUACUUCGGCAUCUACCCAGACAACCAGUUCCCCCGGAACGUGGGCCCCCGUGACGAGAACGGCUACGUCAUCGACAUGCAGAGGUGCUGGCAGGAACUCACGCCCGAUGGUAGGGACAACGGGGUGGUCCCAGCGUCCGUGGUGGAGGACUGCCUAGACUACCACAACGAUUUCGUUGGCCAGUACACGGCCGGCGACAUCAUGUACCUGCGCUUCAAAGCGGUCGAUUGCAACACGGGCAUGUAUUGGAAGCGGUCGAAGAACUUCGCCGACCCGACCGCCGUACACAUCCGCGACUCCGUCUUCGCGGACACCACCGCUCGGCUCCCCGGGGGGGCCUUCACCUUCACCAUGGAGGGCGUGACCCUGGCUGGACGGGCGCAGCUACAUUCCCCCCAGCACUGCUUCGGCAGCCCCGACCUGGGCGGCCCCCUCCAGGGCAUGACCUGCAACGUGCAGAACCACAUGGUGGGCCUGGACUCCACGACGCACAUGUACGGCUGGGUCAGGGACAGUGGUGCGCAGGUGAUCAGCUUCGGCAGCAGCGGCGGCGAUCCGGUCCGGAUCCUGUGGGUGGCGGCCGACGAGUCUCUGGACGGCUACGGAGCGAUUGUCAGCCCGCACCUCAACGGCUUCGCGCUCGUGCCUGGAUGCCAGGGCCCCCUCAGCAAGUGGGGUGGAGGUUUUGGCUGCGCGAAGACCACUCCGGUUCGCCGCUUGAACAUAUUCGGUCCCAAUUUCGGGCGCAUCACCAUUCGCGGUCCUGGCUAUGAAGGUGUCAGUCGUGACGACUCCGAGCCUACAUUCGGCAUGAACGUCGGCAGCCUCUGGUGGAAUCCCCCCUUCCACGACCCCAGCCGCACAUGGAACAAUCAGGGCAGCUAUGCGGCCCCUGUGGUUGCUGGGGCUAGCUACACUGUGGAAGGUCUCAGGUGGCUACCAGACGCCGGCCAGCCUGGCGACAUCAUCAUCGAGUUCUCAGACCCCCACGCGUCGCAGAGCUUGGGCAACGCCGCCGAGGCCGUGACCCUCACCCUGGUCACCGACCGGGGCCGAGUCUCCUGCAUAGCCGCCGCGGACUCGGACCGGCGCUUCUUUGCCAGCGGCCAGACAGGGCCCGAGACGGGGGCAGCCCUGGGAGACUGCGGGCAGAAGUUCCGCUUGUUGGCUGGGCAGGCGGAGGCGACCACUCUGGAGCGGGCCCACCGACGGCGCCGGCGCCAGUACGUUCCGGUGCAGCACGGCGCUGUGGAGCCUACACUGCCAGAAGAGGUCUUGGGAGUAGCGGUGCUGGUACCUUUUGGUCUCCCCAGAAGGGGGUUGCGACGCCCCUUGCAAUUACAAUGGUGGCUCGCAUUCGUGCCGCGGUCGCAUCAGCUGGCUGGUCGAGCACGGCGGCAAGAGUGCGGCGGCGGCCACGAGCCAGGUCAACGAGGAGUGCAGCGGGCAGUGCUCCUGCCAGGCGCCAGAGCCCUCCGCCACAUCUACGCCAGCACCGACUUCGGGCAUCACGCCAGCGCCCACAGCAGCACCUUCCGCGACAUCUACGCCAGCUCCGACUUCGGCAACCACGCUGGCGCCGACAGCAGCUCCUACGUUGGGUGGAGGCUGCGACCUCCCUUGCAACUAUCCCAGGCGGACAAUGGUAGCUCGCAUUCGUGCCGCGGUCGCAUCAACUGGCUGGUCGAGCACGGCGGCAAGAGUGCGGCGGCGGCCACGAGCCAGGUCAACGAGGAGUGCAGCGGGCAGUGCUCCUGCCAGGCGCCAGAGCCCUCCGCCACAUCUACGCCAGCACCGACUUCGGGCAUCACGCCAGCGCCCACAGCAGCACCUUCCGCGACAUCUACGCCAGCUCCGACUUCGCCGAGCCCCACAGGCGGUUGCGACGCGCAGUGCGAGUACAGCGGGAACAUGAUGUACGGUGGUUCCGACUCGUGCCGGAACCGUGUCGAGUGGAUCCUGAGCAACGGGCAGCCGGUGCAGCUGUCGUACGAGAUCGUCAACGAAGCCUGCGCCGGCCAGUGUGCGUGCGCACUUCCGGCCGCAUCUACGCCAGCACCGACUUCGGGCACCACGCUGAUGCCCAUGGUGCCACCUACGUCGGGUGGAGGCUGCGACGCGCCUUGCGACUACAAUGGUGGCUCGCAUUCGUGCCGCGGUCGCAUCAGCUGGCUGGUCGAGCAUGGCGGCGAGAGUGCGGCGGCGGCCACGAGCCAGGUCAACGAGGAGUGCAGCGGGCAGUGCUCCUGCCAGGCGCCGUCGCCGAGCCCCACAAGCGAGUGCGACGCGCAGUGCGAGUACAGCGGGAACAUGAUGUACGGGGGUUCCGACUCGUGCCGGAACCGUGUCGACUGGAUCCUGAGCAAUGGGCAGCCGGUGCAGCUGUCGUACGAGAUCGUCAACGAGGCCUGCGCCGGCCAGUGCGCGUGCGCACCUCCGCGGUAGCGCCGGCCGGGCACUGGCGGGGCAGGCCGGGCGGGGCAGGCCGACGGCAGGUCGGCUGCGGCACAGGCCGGCGGAGCGCACGGGCAGGUCGGUCCCUGGCGCGGGAGCCACCGCGGUGCGCGCGCCCCCGCCUACAGCGCGUCGAGGGGGUGCGCCGCACAGAUCCGCGCGUGGCUCUGCAGGGCCCGCCCCGCCGCCACAUGCGCGGCGGGGCCCCACGGCGCGCUCCACGGGCUGCGCGGCCGCGCCGCGAAGCGGGACCAGCUGCGGCGAGACCCACAGAGGGCAGCCCGUACCCCAUCGCUCGUGGAAAGCAGGUGCGGACGCCCAGAUCCCGGUCUGCUUCUUGGCGCCCUCCUGUUGCCAAGGCCUAGGAUGGCGGUGGUGGUCAUCUGCCGUUUCCAGAUGCUGAGGAGCACCAUCCUUUAUCGGUUGAGUUGAUGGUGUGUUCUGGACUGGCGCCUCGUACAGCCCUGCGAGCUCGUACAGCCCUGCUGCGCAGAGCCCCCGCGCGGCGACCUCCGAGACGGGGAACGUGCGCUUUGCGCGGGGUGGAGGUUGCCUUAGUCGAUACACAAGCCGGCUGUGCAGGAGUAUGCCAGAGUAUCUUCGCGGUCGAGAAAA
Prorocentrum cordatum is the source of this 4622-nucleotide messenger RNA. Lineage: Eukaryota; Dinophyceae; Prorocentrales; Prorocentraceae. The record is from the annotation of a GenBank genome assembly.